GCGAAAUUAGUAGCGCAUUUACUAAUUUCGCAUCGUGCAAGAAAGUAGUACUUCAAUAAAAAAUACUCCGUAACUUGCUAUAGAAAACCAAGCCCGCCUUCUUUGGUGUAGAAGAGAACUUCGAGAAAUAUUCCAGUGACUGCAGUUUUAAACUUAGGUUCUACGGAGUAUUAAUCUUCCUGAGGUUCAUCUUCCGUAUUAUAUAAUCUGCCAUUGUUAAAGAGGGUUAGGCCUUUUUGUGUUGUCCCAUCACGUAUGGUUGGCACUUUAGAUGAAAUAGCUGUUUCUUAGCCAAGCCCAAAAUCAUGCCUUCUUUAUCUGCAACGAGGGCCUUUCAACUCUUCGGGGAUUCAUUUUCACUGAGAAAUCUUUCCAUCCGGCUUACUAGAAUAUCUCCACUCAAUGACAGAGUAAGGUUUUUAAGUGACUAUGGUCCUCUUACCCUAGCGAGCCUUGGAUUGAAGAAUGGAGUUAAUGGACAGAAUGCCAAAAAUAAGCUCCUGUUGGGCGUUUCCACAAUUGAAGUUCCUAAAGAAUUGUGAACAUUUAGCUGGGGCGUUUAAAAGAGGCACAUGAGAAGCUUAAGCAGACUUUUCUUCCUGGGCUCAAAUAGACUGUAGGAGUAACACCAAAAGAAAGGUAAACAGUGGAAGAAGCAUUGGAGUGAAAGAGACAAAGUCCACAGGCAUAGGGGAAGCAUCAGCACCACCGUACGCUGCAAAGUCUUUCUCUGAGCUUGGCCUUCCCCAAUUACUGAUUGAAAGACUUGAGAAGGAAGGGUUUAAUGAUCCAACAGAUGUUCAAGCUUCUGCAAUUCCAACUAUUCUGGAAAAUCAUGAUGUCGUGAUUCAGUCAUAUACUGGCUCAGGAAAAACAUUGGCAUAUCUUCUUCCAAUACUCUCCCACAUUGUUUUCCCUAUAAAUGGUGUAUCUUCUUCAAGCAGAACAGAUAUCAAAGCUGUUAUUGUAGCUCCCUCCAGGGAACUUGGUAUGCAGAUUGUCAGGGAAGCGGAGAGGCUUUUGGGACCCAACAAAAAAAUGGUUCAACAGCUUGUUGGUGGAGCGAACCGGUCCAGACAGGAAGAAGCACUCAAGAAAAACAAACCGUCCAUAGUAAUCGGUACUCCUGGUCGGAUUGCGGAAAUGAGUGCAUCCGGGAAGCUUCACACUCACGGGUGCCGCUACUUGGUCUUAGAUGAAGUUGAUGAGCUUCUCUCAUUCAAUUUCCGGGAGGACAUGCAGCGGAUACUGGAUCACGUGGGGACAAAACGAUCUGAUCUAAAGGUUCUAAAGGUGUGACUGGUUAGGCUCACAGAAACUGGCAAUCACAGAUUAGAAAACAUUUUUAAGUAAUACUCCAGACGUCCUGAAAGAAAGUGUCACAUAUGACAAAGCACCCCAUGGUUCAGGCAAUAUACUUGUGAAGAACCAUGCUUCCCGCCAAACCAUCAUGGUCUCUGCAACAGUCCCGUUUUCUGUUACAAGAGCCGCACGAAGCUGGGGUUGGGACCCACUCCUUGUUCAUGACAACAGGGUUGUCCCCCUUGAUUCCAUGUCUCCUCCUGGACUAAAUCCUUCCAACUCACAGGCCCAGCCUGCCAUCCAGAGCUUACCGCCUAAUCUAAACCAUUACUAUUGUGUCACGAGGAUACAACACAAAGUUGACAUGCUAAGAAGAUGCAUUCACGCUCUGGAAGCCAAAUCUGUGAUUGCAUUUAUGAACCAUAGUAAACAACUGAAAGAUGCCGUUUAUAAACUAGAAGCCCGAGGCAUAAAUGCUUCAGAACUGCAUGGUGAUCUUAGCAAGUUAGCAAGAUCCACGAUUUUGAAGAAAUUUAGGAAUGGAGAUGUUAGGGUUUUGGUAACGAGCGAGCUUUCUGCUAGAGGAUUGGAUGUGCCUGAAUGUGAUCUUGUUGUGAAUCUGGAGUUGCCUACCGAUUCUGUCCACUAUGCACACAGAGCUGGUCGGACGGGGAGGCUUGGAAGGAAGGGUAAUGUGGUUACUAUAUGUGAGGAGCCUGAAGUAUUUGUUGUAAGAAAGCUGAGGAAGCAGCUUAGUAUCCCAAUUCAAAUUUGUGAGUUCGCUGAAGGAAAACUUGUUAUUACUGAAGAGUAAUUAACUAAGGUUUUACUGUAGUUAUUUCUGUUGAGUUUGCAAGAGAUGGUAUGCAAGCAAACAAGUGUCCCUUUGUUUUGGUGGAAUAUUAACUUUAGCAGUGGAUUACUUUGCUGGCUAGUCUAUGGAUACAUGCCAAUCGAUGGGUGAAAAUCUUUGUAUUUUUUUAGCCUUUGAGCCGUUUGAGGUAUAUACAUUUGAAUAUGAAAGUACUUCAUAUGAAUAUCUGUGGAUUCAUGAAUUUUCAAGUUUUCUCUUUAUAUUAUACACUUCAACACUUGGGAAAAAUCUACAAUUUGUGGCUGGCAU
Molecule: messenger RNA, 2425 nt
Organism: Cuscuta epithymum
Lineage: Eukaryota; Viridiplantae; Streptophyta; Magnoliopsida; Solanales; Convolvulaceae
Source: the annotation of a GenBank genome assembly